AUGACUGAUCCACUCCGACGCGUUGCCAUUGUUGGCAGUGGUAAUUGGGGUUCGACGAUUGCAAAAAUCGUUGGCACAAACAUAUUGAAAUUCAAUACGUUUGAAAAUGAGAUUCGAAUGUAUGUCUAUGAAGAAAUGGUUAAUGGCCGGAAAUUGACCGAAAUCAUCAAUCAAGAACAUGAAAAUGUCAAAUAUUUACCAGGUCAUAAGUUCCCACCUAAUGUUGUCGCAUAUUCUGAUGUGGUGGAUGCAGUGAAAGAUGCAGAUAUUCUAUUGUUUAUCUUACCUCAUCAAUUUGUAGAACGUACAUGUUUAGCAAUAAAAUCUCAUGUCAAGAAAACAGCAUUUGCUGUCUCCUUUUCUAAAGGUUUUUAUGUUAGUAAGGAUAAACGUGUCGAAUUACUGUCCACAGUGAUUAGUCGUUUAUUGGAAGUUCCUUGUUACGUAUUAAUGGGUGCUAAUAUUGCCAGUGAAGUGGCAGCUGGAACAUUUUGUGAAGCGACAGUGGGUUCAAGAAAUUACGAGCAUGGACAACUAAUCAAAGGUCUCAUCCAAACCGAUGAAUUUCGUCUCGUUAUCAAGCCAGACACAGAAGUCAUCGAAGUCCUUGGUGCUUUGAAGAAUAUCGUGGCUGUUGCCGCUGGAUUCUCAGAUGGCUUAGGAUACGGUGAUAACACGAAAGCUGCAGUGAUUCGACUUGGAUUGAAAGAAAUGGUGAAAUUUUGUGAAGAAUUCUUUCCCGGGCAUCAUCCACAGAUCUUUUUAGAAUCAUGUGGCGUUGCCGAUUUGGUGACAACCUGCUAUGGUGGCCGAAAUCGUAAAGUAGCUGCAGCUUUUGUUAAAACAGGCAAAGAUAUCAGAACAUUGGAAGAAGAAAUGCUUAACGGACAAAAACUACAAGGUCCAGAUGCUGCAGCAGAAGUUCAAGAAUGGUUAAAACAAAAAGGGCAAACCAAUAAAUUCCCAUUAUUUGUCGCCGUUCAUGAAAUUUGCGAACGACGGCUAGAUCCGAAAGCUUUAAUCGAUGCUCUUCGAUACCAUCCAGAAUUUUGGUAA
Adineta ricciae is the source of this 1056-nucleotide messenger RNA. NCBI's taxonomy places the organism in Eukaryota, Metazoa, Rotifera, Eurotatoria, Adinetida, Adinetidae. The record is from the annotation of a GenBank genome assembly.